Messenger RNA from Durusdinium trenchii, 2117 nucleotides. The record is from the annotation of a GenBank genome assembly. NCBI's taxonomy places the organism in Eukaryota, Dinophyceae, Suessiales, Symbiodiniaceae.
AGUUAAAAGAAUCAAGUUGAGAGACAUACUCUCUUGCCAUGGGGAAUUCCAACAGUGAUGGUGAAACCACCGUCGACGACUGCGAAUCGCUGGCCCGACCCAUGCCAGAGAUGACUGCAGUGAGUCGAAGGAUAUUUAAUCUUCAUUUGAAAAAUCGCUCCUUUUCCAGCUGGGAAGAGUUCAUCGAGGCCUUGCCAAGCACUGCCCCGCAAGGAGCUAGCCAAAGCAUCGUCAAAUGUGAUCCAAUGGAUAUUUGCAGUUGGGUGGCAACCUUCCUGAUUGAAAGCUGUAUUUGGGGCUUGGUGGCCUAUUUUGCUGACCAGAGUGCUGCGAUUGGAAUCGUCCUGUCUGCCCUCUACGGCCUUGUGCUUUUUCUUUGUGUCGACCGAUGGCUUUCUCCGCAGAUGGCCGGCAUGCUAUGGCCCAAUAUUCCUGUGGCCGUUGGUGCAGUGGGUGCUUUGGUGGCUACAUACUUGCCGGACAAUGAUGAGUCCAAGCUACCCUCACGCGCUCUGAUUUUCUGCAUCCUCCCUGCAACACUGGCCACAAUCUAUUGGAUGAGGCGGCUCCCAGAGGACCCCGACCGAUCCACCUUGGUCAGCAACCUCUUCCUAGGACUUUGGGCAGCGACCAUUGCACUGCGCGCGAUGCUGGUGGACGACGACAGCCUUAAAGAUCUUGGGUAUUUCGAUUUCGCCAGCCUAGUAGUGCUUGGUGCAAUCUCUGUUGGUGUGGCCGUGUGGUUCUUUGAGCGGCCGGGCCGCUGGGGCUCAGUGGAGCUGGUCACGUGGAGCCUGAAUAUUGGGGUCCUAGGAAUGGGUGCCGGCGCUUCGGGCAUGUUAGCGACGUUUGCGAUCGCACAUCCUGGAAUGGAACUCACUGGGUGGGCACCCUAUGCGAUGGUGCACUGUCUCAUCGGAGCUUUGGGCUUCAAGCUCCAGCGCAGCUUCCCGGUGUUGCUGAGUGCCUUAGCCUUUGCGGCCGUCUGUGUGCGCCUGAGCGUGUGGAUCUCCGACUUCUCUGGGAGCCCAGUGGCAGGCAUUUGUUGCUUCGGGGUCCUGGGCUUCGCGGUGAUUGCAGCCACGCAGCAUCUCCGGCGCGGCGGACGCGAACUGCGCCGUUCCGGGCAGCGUGGAUAUCGGCCGUAGGGCAUGGACGGAGUGAGAAGACACCGUGGUGAACUGGGUGAACGUUGUUUUUUGUUGACUGUAGUAUAGGAGUUCCCUGGGAAAGAGGUCAUGUUUUUCGAUGUUAGUAGAUGAUCCUGGGGGAGUAGUAAAGUUACAUAAAGUUACUAUAACGAUUAUCCUGGGUAGCUCAAAACUUCCAUGUAUGGCACCCAGCAAGGAAUCGACCGUGCACAAUGGGAGUCCUACAACGUCUUGACGUUGUGCUAGUACUGAUCUCUUUCUUUUGCAGCUGCCGAACAUGAAUUGGAGAGUCGACUCGGGGCCAGAGUGAAUAUGAAAAACUGUGUUGAACCACAGCAACCAUCGUGGCCAUGCUGCGGGGUCGAGGUCUUGGUCAUCGGCAUGCCAUCCCGGGCCAGCUGGGUGUGGGGUCUUUUGGUGCGUUCUGGUGGAUGAUGUGCAGAUCUGGGUCGUAUUUGGUGCCAAAAGUCAACACGUAUCGUGCUGCACGGAUGUCCGCGCUGGCAACGUAUGUCUUCCAAACUGUUUUGCAGAUCCGGAUCAUGUUUUUCUCUCACAAACUAGAUGAACGUUGAAUUAAGGUCGCACCGAGGCACUGUUUUCCAUAGUUUUUGAGGUACCAGUCAAUAUGUUUUUCUGCGGAUUAGUAUGCCUGUUGGGAAAGGCAUUGACUACACCAUCAUGAUCAUCAUCCAUUGUUACUGGUCAUUGAUGGGAUAUACCUGCGAGGGCUUGGGCUUGGGUAUCUAAUUGAUUGUAUUUUAUCUACUUCAUUCAAGCUGGCUCCUGCACAUCGGAUGGCCACCGAUGCCAGGCCCAGCGCCACCGCUGCAGGUAGACAACUCCUGGGCUGAGUGGCCGACGCGGGUAGCAACCCCAAGAGUCGGAUGGCUGAGUGGAACACUAGAUAUGUAUAGAGAGUUGCUGUUGUUGCACUGACUCCCUAUGGCUGUAGUGGCAAAUGGA